AAUAGCUAAAUAAUUAGUCAGCAUUGUUAUGAGUCAAAGUCUAUUUGCUGCAUGACAGAGUGAGACUGUAUGAAAAAAAUCCCUAAAUAAAGAAUUAGCCAGCAUUGUUCUGAGUUAAAAUCCACUUGCCCCCAUGUUAUGUGUGAGCAGCCAAGCCUUAACUUUCAGGAAAAGUGGGCCAGACCCCCUCCCCACAGCCUGCCUCCUUGGCCUAGAGAUUGACGUCUGUCUCUCACCCUUCCCCAAGCUGACUCACCCCUGGAGCAGAGGGCAGACCUGGCUGGGAGUGCAAAGGGCAGCUCCUGCAUAAGUGGGCAACUGCAGCUGUGGCCUGCAGGGGGCUGGUGGGACACCUGUGCCUGUUUAGCCUCCCUCUCCCGUGGCUGCAGAAGAGCCAGAGUUUCCUCACUGUCAUCCAGGGUCGAAAUUACAUCCACUCACAGUGACAUCAUCACACCCACCCACCAUCUCACACACACGAUCAUACCCACUGGUAGACUGCACACGCGGUGGCACACUCACACCAUCACACGUGUUCUUGUCCAUGCAUUUAUCCUCAUUCCUGACACGGUGUCCGGGCUCGGCCCGGCCAGGGGCAAACCUUGCAGGAAGCGGAGCUGACAGCCUCCCGGAGCUCACAGCGUGGGGCGGACAGACAUUGGCCAGUAACCAGUACAAGCGGAGCUAAGGCGUCAGGGAGGACCUCCCCGAGAGGCUGAGGCAAGCAAAGGGGGCCUGUUGGAGACUUGCCAGAGGAGGGCAGGGGGCAGCUCUGCAUCGGAGAGCCUUGGGACGGCCUGCUCUCCUCCCGCCCUAUCCGGAGGCUGAAGGAGGAGGCGCCCUCAGGGGGCGGGACCGUCCUGAGCUCGCAGGCCCGGGCAGGAGUGGCAGGCGUGUCGUGGGCCCUCACUGGCGGUCUUCGGUCUCCGCCCCGAGAUCAGGGCCCGGCCACGUGGUGGGGCGGACCGGGGCGGUCCUGAGCCUUCGACCUCGCGGGACCGUGAGUCCAGUUCACAGUCUGGGGCUGUCGCUGAGGGACUAGCGUGAGUCCAGCGACAGGAGAGUAAGCUCACCACGCACAGCGCCAUGACCAGCAAGGGUCCCGAGGAGGAGCACCCCUCCGUGACGCUCUUCCGCCAGUACCUGCGCAUCCGCACCGUCCAGCCCAAGCCUGACUAUGGAGCUGCGGUGGCCUUCCUUGAGGAGAGAGCCUGCCAGCUGGGCCUGAGCUGCCAGAAAGUGGAGGUGGCACCUGGCUAUGUGGUGACCGUGCUGACCUGGCCAGGCACCAACCCUACACUCUCCUCCAUCUUGCUCAACUCCCACACGGAUGUGGUGCCUGUCUUCAAGGAAUAUUGGAGUCACGACCCCUUUGAGGCCUUCAAGGAUUCUGAGGGCUACAUCUAUGCCAGGGGCGCCCAGGACAUGAAGUGCAUCAGCAUCCAGUACCUGGAGGCUGUGAGGAGGCUGAAGGCGGAGGGCCACCAGCUCCCCAGAACCAUCCACAUGACCUUUGUGCCUGAUGAGGAGGUCGGGGGUCACCAAGGCAUGGAGCUGUUCGUGCAGCGGCCAGAGUUCCAGGCCCUGAGGGCAGGCUUCGCCCUGGAUGAGGGCCUGGCCAACCCCACUGAUGCUUUCACUGUCUUUUAUAGUGAGCGGAGUCCCUGGUGGGUGCGGGUCACCAGCACUGGGAGGCCAGGCCAUAGCUCGCGCUUCAUCAAGGACACAGCAGCAGAGAAGCUGCACAAGGUUGUGAGCUCCAUCCUGGCAUUCCGGGAGAAGGAACAGCAGAGGCUGCAGUCAAACCCCCACCUGAAAGAGGGAGCCGUGACCUCUGUGAACCUGACUAAGCUAGAGGGUGGCGUGGCCUAUAACGUGGUACCUGCCACUAUGAGCGCCAGCUUUGACUUCCGCGUGGCACCGGAUGUGGACUUAAAGGCUUUCGAGGAGCAGCUGCAGAGCUGGUGCCAGGCAGCUGGUGAGGGGGUCACCUUUGAGUUUGGUCAGGAACCUCACUCUGGAGCCUGAGAUCUUCCCUGCUGCCACCGACAGCCGCUAUCUCCGAGCGGUGGGGGUCCCAGCUCUAGGUUUCUCACCCAUGAACCACACACCUGUGCUGCUGCACGACCAUGAUGAACGGCUCCAUGAGGCCGUGUUCCUCCGGGGGGUGGACAUAUAUACACGCCUGCUGCCUGCCCUUGCCAGUGUGCCUGCCCUGCCCGGUGAGAGCUGAGCCCUGGAAUUCCUCAACCUCUGCCACUGGGGCUUCCAUCCAACCAGUACCAAUGACCCCCUCUUCCCCCUUCCAAAUAAUAAAGUCUGUGGACAGGGCUGUCUCUGAAGUACUAACAGCAACGACACUCACGGAGCAAGAAUUUUCCUUUUCCCGGGGACAUGUUAUCUUCUCCAUUUCACACAUGAAUAAACUGAGCCUGUAAGUCA
This is a messenger RNA of Saimiri boliviensis boliviensis (Bolivian squirrel monkey), 2442 nucleotides long. It is a transcript of the gene ACY1, whose product is annotated as aminoacylase 1. Gene Ontology annotation, molecular function: aminoacylase activity. Gene Ontology annotation, cellular component: cytoplasm. Gene Ontology annotation, biological process: amino acid metabolic process. The record is from RefSeq and is a predicted model, not a curated record. Lineage: Eukaryota; Metazoa; Chordata; Mammalia; Primates; Cebidae.